Rotaria socialis is the source of this 1122-nucleotide messenger RNA. The record is from the annotation of a GenBank genome assembly. NCBI's taxonomy places the organism in Eukaryota, Metazoa, Rotifera, Eurotatoria, Philodinida, Philodinidae.
AUGAAUGAUCAACCAACGGAUUAUUCGUCGAUUGACGCAUUUCAUGUUGGUCGUCGUCGAAAACCAAACUUUACCGAUCAUGAAGUCAUCAAUAUAAUUGAACAAUAUGAUAUGUAUAAAGAAUUACUGCAUUCACGAGAAGCAUCAAAAAGUGUCAUAGCACAAAAGCAAGCUAUUUGGAAACAAAUAACCGAUACACUUAAUGCAUCAUAUCCACAAGUCGAACGAACUGUUGAAGAUGUACGACGUAAAUGGAAAAAAUUACAAAGUGAAGCCAAACGUGAAGUAGCUGCCUAUCGGGCAGCUCAAACAGCUGGUUCAACAUCAUCUCUAUCAAAUAAACAAAUGAGUUUAUAUACUCGAAUAUUAUCUAUAUGUCGUGCUCCAAUAUCAUCAUCAACGCAAUUUGUUCAUCAUGCAGCCGUUGCUGCGGCUAUACAUCAUCAACAAGCCUUACAAUUACAAGCACAUAUCAACAAUGGAAAUAGCCACCAUCAUGAAACAACAUUCAACGAACGGUCAUCAGAUAAAGCAGACUCACCAUCAUCAGAUCUUGCAAAUGGCGUUAAUGGACAAUUAGAUUCUGUAGGUGAUGAAAGUGCUAGUCUACUUGGUAAUGAUGAUAUUUGUUCAAGCCCACCGACAAAUCUUCAAUCGACAUCGCUUUCAUCAUUUCUUACGCCGCAACAUGUUCAUAUAACAAUGAAAAAUGCCACCAAUGGACAAGUAUCAAAACGAACAUUAGAUAAACAACGUAAAUAUUUAAAACCAUCACAUAUUCAUCAAUCUAUGAAUGCAACAAAAUCCUAUGGACAACAACAAAGUUCACUUCGUCUUGAAUCAUUAAUCAAACGUAAACGUACGCUUGAAUUAACAAGUCAAAAAAUUAUCUAUGAUAAAGAACGUUUAUUAAUUGAAAGAAAAAAUCUUGAUGUUAAAUUAGCAGCUAAUGAAUGUGAAAAUGAACGUAUUAGUAUUGAAAAACGUCGUAUUGAAUUAGCUCUUCAAAAAUAUCAAUGUGAAUUACCAAUAGCAACGAACGGUACAAACAAUCAUUUAUCUGAUCAAGAAGAUCACGAUGAGCAUAAUAGUGCCGACGACAUGAGUGAUAUUAACGAAUAG